AUGACGCUGUCGUAUUCUGCAAACAGUAUCCGGAACCAGCUAGGCGAUUUAUCAUUGGACUCGCCGCCUGAAGAACGGUUAUCGCCGGAGCACAAGUCUUUGUUGCUGAAAUCGUUGGCCCAAGACGAACGAGGGGGUUCUACGGCAAGAGUAACCUCUCCACCACAAGGAGUCCAACUAGAUGUACAAGAUACGGGACUCACAGAUGAGCAUCCCGAGCCUGAGCUUCUUGCAACCUCAGUUGGUAAAGAUAUCGACGGGCGGCUCAUUCCCAGUUCGUCUACCAUUUCAUUGCUUUCACUCAAUACCAACGGCAACUUUGGCUCUGCCGCCACACAAUAUUCAGGCUUCCCACACAUUCUUGAUAGAAAGAACUCACAUUCGGGUCUUGGGCUGCGAAACUCCUUGACCCGUUUGAACCAUCAAAGGCUCCAACCGUACCAUAAGUUGGCAAGCACACAAGAGAGUAGUUCUCCAGCUACACAAAGCAUACCCAUGGUCCGUAACGCAGGCGCCAUGCUCCUGGCGCCAGACCUGCCCAAUUUGGACCCCACAUCUUUAGGAGGCCUGCCGUCACGGUUUUGGCUUGGUUCCCAGACACCACCCAAGUCGCUCUCGGGUUCAUAUAACAAGCGCAGUUGCACCCUCCAAUUGACUCAGCUACACAACACUCAACAACUACACAAUACUUCAGGGUCUAUACGUCCUGGAACUAGUACUGGCUCUGGUCACACUGCCAGAGCAUUCCGUGGUGACGACCUGCCCAUACUAAACCCAGUGCAAACACCACUUGAAGAUAUGCCCAUGACACCGUUAUACCUAAACCUGGAGGCCGACCUGUACUUUGUCUACACGAAAGGGGGCAACCACAGUAACCAGAAAAGGGAACUCUUCCAGUACGACGAGGAAGAGUCCGAAGAGGAACAGGAAAGGGGUCCAGAAAAUAGCUAA
Candidozyma haemuli is the source of this 951-nucleotide messenger RNA. RefSeq lists its product as uncharacterized. The transcript has a single exon. Bases 1 to 951 code for a protein of 316 amino acids. The record is from RefSeq and is a predicted model, not a curated record. NCBI's taxonomy places the organism in Eukaryota, Fungi, Ascomycota, Pichiomycetes, Serinales, Metschnikowiaceae.